Messenger RNA from Bursaphelenchus xylophilus (pine wood nematode), 1126 nucleotides. Lineage: Eukaryota; Metazoa; Nematoda; Chromadorea; Rhabditida; Aphelenchoididae. The record is from the annotation of a GenBank genome assembly.
AUGUUCUCCUCGGCUGAUAUUAUUUCCCAUGUUUCCUUUCAAUCGACCGAAGAGACGGUUCAUAAUUUGGAUCAAAAAGAGAAUGUGGAUUACAAGAAAGUUGUGAAAGAAUUGAAGAAAGAGUCAAAAAGAAUCGAUGAAGCCUUGGAAGUGCUGACAAAAGCGAGGAAUGAAGCCGAAGGGAAGGUCAAGAAGGUGAGAAAAGGAUUUAAAAUUAAUGUUAAUUAUUCCAGAUGCGAGAGAUCGUGGAUCAGAAGAAGAAAGAGGCCAAAAGUCUAUCCUCAUGGCCAUUACAAUUGGCGGACGAUGUGAAGAAGUGGGAAAAGCUGUGGGAGGGGGAUUUUGGAAAGGUAAAAUAAUAUUUUGGGGAGUUCUCGUAUGACCAACCUUCUUCAAAUUUGGCGUAGAUUCUCUGUCUAGACCAUAGAUUAACUCUUGGACAUUUUAAUUCAUGCUUUGCAAGGAGAGCGAAGACAUUCAACGAAAGUUUUUUGCGAGAGAUUAGAGAAAAUGAAGAGAGACGAUCACAGGAUUUUUUAAUCGGCUCUUCCCUGGCUGCUUUAUAUUGUUGAUUUGAAACAGAAAGCCAAAUUUGGCGGGAAAAUUUAAUCUUAUAUCAUUUUGAUCAAUGUAAAAACAUUGACUUUUGGUUACAUUUCCUAUCUUCAGAAAGUCCUCCGACACCAAUCCCAUCAGCUGGCCGAGAAUGCGACCGUUGUCUCUGAUAUGAAUUGUAAUGUGCAAUAUUGCCGGAAGAUGAUCUAUUUCAAACGAAUCUCUCAACAAAACCUCACCGAAGAGAGUCGUCGGCUCAGAAAGAACAGUCAGGUAAAAUAAAAUACUUUCUUGGAUACAUAUAUUUUUUUUUUAUUUUUAGAGUGAGUUAAACAGAGUUCAGCGAGAGAUUAACUGGCUGAAAGAUCAAGUGGCCGAAUGGAAAUUAAAAGUGGUCCAAAAUGAGGUCGUGGUCGAGAAGUUGAAAAUCGAAUUGAAUUCAACAAAUAUGGAGGUGGUCGAGAAGAGAACUCAAGUCGAUGAAGUUAAGGCCGAUCUGGAGGAGCUGAAGAGAAAACGACAUCUGGAACAGAUUCAUCGAAGGGGUCGUCGUAUCAUGAAUGAGAUUUGA